This is a messenger RNA of Colletotrichum phormii, 468 nucleotides long. RefSeq lists its product as uncharacterized. The transcript has a single exon. Bases 11 to 370 code for a protein of 119 amino acids. The record is from RefSeq and is a predicted model, not a curated record. Lineage: Eukaryota; Fungi; Ascomycota; Sordariomycetes; Glomerellales; Glomerellaceae.
GGAUGACGAGAUGGUCGACCGGCAUCGUCCGAAGCGCCGCAAGUAUCGGAAAGACCCGAGCGGCUUGCGGGUGCCGGUCCCUUGGAACCCCAAAGAGAAAGAAAUCGGCGGCCCCGUGGAGCCCUCUGGCGAGAGCGUGUUUCGUCUGGCGUGGUUGUUUGUCGAGGGGUGGAGACAGAAACUCCGGAAGGCCGGGGAUAUGGUUGAGAAGACGCGGUGGGAGUGGGAGCUUGACGGGACUGCUACUGCCUGUACGCAUAGUCGCGCGUCAAGUUUGACGUUUGGUAUUAUGAUUUCGGACGCUCGUUUGCGCGUGCCGGAGGAGUUGGGAAACAAGAGGAAGCAGAGGAAAUCGGUGCAUUGGGCGUAGGACACACACGAUGGGACAUGAUAUUACGACUAAUGGGUUACGGAUACGGUUAUGGACAUGGCUUACGGUUAUAGAGGAUAAUGAAAUAAUGAUUUGAC